GACAAUUAAAACCCCUUCCGCGUAAAACACAGGGAGGUACAUGAGCUAUCAGCCGAGGGUUCCGGCCGCUGACUGCGCAAACCCCGUCCUCCUUUCGGUGCGCUCAUUCCCCCGUUACCUCAUUGCUACAUUCCCUAGCGAGUGAGCUCAGCUGUUCACACAGCCUCUCUCCUUAUAUGGUCAAACAACUUUGCCUGGGCGAGGCUUUUUUGCGAGUUGGUAGGAAGUAUUUGGGCUCAGCAGCUCCCCCAGCCCUCUUUUCUCCUGGCUCUCUGGCAGCCAGGCCGAGGGCAGCCGAUCGUGCGGGGGGUAGAGGGAGCCGGGCGCCGACCACCCGGUGCAGGGGUUGCGCUCCCGAAGUUGCACACCCUCCAGCCGGGGUGACUUGUUGUCCUAGGGACGGCGUUUCCCCUUUGCGCUUCCUCGCAGCCCCGUCCCCAAAGCUGCUGAGAAGAUGACCUCUUCAGGUGCCCCGGGGACCCGGAUGACAUCCACAGUCAGUAUCAACAUUUCUACCCCAUCCUUCUACAACCCACAGAAGAAGUUUGCACCUGUGGUUGCCCCGAAACCCAAGGUGAACCCCUUCAAGACUGGGGGUGUAUCAGAGUCAUCGUUGCCACAGCCUCCUGGAGCUGGUGCCCAGCGUGCUCAGAUAGGGAGAGUGGGGGAAAUUCCAUCAGCUUCUACAUCCAUGCUGGCAGAAGAGCUGCCGCUGCCACCUCCUCCCCCUCCAGGAGAUGAGGCAAGUCUUUCCUCAAACACUGCAUUUCCCCCACCCCCACCGCCCUUUGAAGAGCCUUUUCCCCCAGCCCCAGAAGACAUUUUUCCUUCUCCUCCACCACCAAUGUUUGAUGAAGGGCCUGUGAGCAAAGUACCUGCCCCACAGGUACGUGGCAAGAUGAGCAGCAUUGAUCUUGAGAUUGACUCACUGUCCUUAAUGUUGGAUGACAUGGAGAAGAAUGACCCCUUCAAAUCCCGGGUAUCUCCAGGCUCCACGGGUUCUCUGGAGAAACUGUCUGCCCCAAAAGGCCAUGUGGAAAUCUCAUCUGCACCCAAAGAUCCUCCUUCUUCCUUUCCUUCCAAGUUCACUCCAAAGCCAAGCAGCAGCUUAUCUCCUAAGCCCGUUGGAGUGGAUGCAGUCCCUUCCCCAGCCCCAUGGGCAGCCCCACAGCAGCACAGAGAGCCCCCAGCACCAGUCCCUCCAGCCCCCUCUCUCUCUCCUGCUCAGCCUGCCCUUAAAUAUACCCCAUCUCCUGUUGCUGGCUCUCCUAAGUCUGGGUCCAAACCAGGUGCCAGCAUUCCCAUGGCUCCCCCAAACUCUGCAAGAUAUCCUGCCUCCCUUCAGACUCAGUUCACAGCCCCUCCACCUACAGGUCCCUCCUCACGGCCACAGCCUCCCAGUUUCACCUAUGCCCAGCAGUGGGAAAGACCCCAAGUGCAGGAGAAGCCACAUCCUGCAGAACAGCCUGCUGCUCCAAAAGACACGCGUAGACCCACAGGCUCCAGUGCACAUCACCCUAGGGGAAAUUCUUCUCUGACCAUGAAGGAGGUAGAAGAGCUGGAGAUGUUGACUCAGAAACUAAUGAAGGAUAUGGAGCACCCACCCCCAGCAGAAGCUGCUGCUUCUGAGCUCUGUGGCUUCUGCCGGAAGCCCCUAUCACGAACCCAGCCAGCUGUGAGAGCCCUGGACUGCCUUUUCCAUGUGGAGUGCUUCACCUGCUUCAAAUGUGAGAAGCAGCUGCAGGGGCAACAGUUCUACAAUGUGGAUGAGAAGCCCUUCUGUGAGGACUGCUAUGCUGGGACCUUAGAAAAGUGCAGUGUCUGCAAACAGACCAUCACAGACCGUAUGCUGAAAGCCACUGGUAACUCGUACCAUCCUCAGUGCUUCACCUGCGUUAUGUGCCACACCCCUCUUGAGGGAGCCUCUUUUAUCGUGGACCAGGCCAACCAGCCUCACUGUGUGGAUGACUACCACAGGAAAUAUGCUCCACGCUGCUCAGUCUGUAGUGAGCCUAUCAUGCCAGAGCCUGGAAAGGAUGAGACAGUGCGUGUGGUGGCACUGGAGAAAAACUUCCACAUGAAAUGUUACAAGUGUGAGGACUGUGGGAGGCCCUUGUCCAUUGAGGCAGAUGUGAAUGGCUGCUUUCCACUGGAUGGGCACGUACUGUGUAUGAAAUGUCACACUGCUCGUGCCAAAACAGCACGCUGAGAAGCUUGGAGUGGACAUACCCAUUAGACCCCUGCACCCAAUACUCUUCCCUUCCUUACCACUGUCCGGCCCCUCUGCAUGGCAAGGCAGCUCCUUAGCUUAUGGAGGUCCUGCCAGUGCCGUUCUUUCCUCAUGUAGGAUUCACCACUCCUAGACUUCACUCUGCACACCUGCCAAGGAAGCACCCUUUCUCCAGUCAGCAUGUCCCUGGCCACAGUGUAUUUCAAGCUGGGGACUGUGAGGUGGACAAAAGACCUCUGUUCUUGUAACACUCUUGCAGCAACAGCUCUUGAGUAAGACCAGAUCUCCACCACCACCUGGUGGAAGUAGAAAGAAUGACCUGAUGGCAGGUGCUGGGCAGGGCUGGGCCGCCUUGUGCUCCAUGGAGCCAAGACUGGCUAUUUGAUGUUAGAAGGUGGAAGCCUCUGUCUCAGCACUGCUUCUGUCUUUGCUUUUCUUUUUUUCUACCACCUCAUUAUCAGGAUGCCUUUUCUUGUUUGUUUUUUGUCUUCUUUCCUGUUCAAGGGGCAGAGGCAGAAUAUAUUGGGAAUCUCUGUUCUAGUUGCUGGAAAAAGCUAAUCUCCUGUAGCUUUUCUGCUUUUUAAAGCUCUCUUCCCACCCCAGAAGUGAAUUAUUUUUCAGCAUGGUUUUCUGAACAGCCAGGCUGAGCACCAGAGUAGAAAACCAGUCCAAAGAAUGUAUAUGUUUACAAAUAAAGACUGUCAAAAGAGCUGGCGGCACAUGGUAAGGAGGUGCCUCAAUGUGUGGAUGAGAAAUUAGCAGACUAAGGAAUGCCUCCCCUUUCCAGUGUGGGGGUGCUUUUACUGCUGUCAGUGAAAGCUGCAGUAUAACAACGCAUUUGUCUGGCUCCACUUGUUACUGUACUGAGCCCCAUUUCCUGGGUUAGAACCUCUCAAACUGAACAAACUUUCUGGAUAACUAUACUGUCCAGUCACUGUUGGCAUAUAAUAAAAUGUGGGGUUUUUUUUCCAUUAAUGUGUCUCUGCUCUAUAUUUUUUUUCCAACUGCCCAUGAGAACUGUUAGCUUAGGCAGUAGAGAAUGUAUGGUUGCUAUUUCACCCACCCUCCAGAGGUAUUAUGAAUAGGAAAAUAGCCUUUCUCUCUCCACCUCUUGGUGUCCUUUUCAGGUUGUUUAGUUUCCUACUUAACUUCCUGUGCCUGGAGAGUAGUUUUCCUCAGUUAAAUAAAUGGAAGACUACAUUUCAGUACAGCAAGACUGUAAUCUGCUUGGUAUGUUACUGGGAGAUGGGUUAUUACAAUCCACUUGCACCAGACUGGAACCAAGUGGAUCACUGAUUUUUGCUUGCUUUGCCUUAUCAGACAAAGUUUGUGCUUGAUGUUUACUCAGUCUUAUGGUUUUAAGCAUGGUACUGUCUCCAUAAUUGCAUGUGAAACUCAUUUUUUGAGUGGAGGAACAUUGGAGCUCUCCACACAGACAUUACUGUGCCCUACUCUUGUUCUCUUGCCAGUUUUUUGAGCAGUCUUUAAUGACUCUGCAAAUUUAUCCAGUAAAUGCCUGGAAAUUCCCUAUACAAUGAGCAAGCAAUAAACAAAUCUGUGUAUUUGCUUUCA
This is a messenger RNA of Dromaius novaehollandiae (emu), 3802 nucleotides long. RefSeq names its product zyxin (gene ZYX). Gene Ontology annotation, cellular component: cytoplasm; focal adhesion; stress fiber. The coding region runs from base 455 to 2209 and encodes 584 amino acids. Gene Ontology annotation, biological process: integrin-mediated signaling pathway; transforming growth factor beta receptor signaling pathway. The record is from RefSeq and is a predicted model, not a curated record. Lineage: Eukaryota; Metazoa; Chordata; Aves; Casuariiformes; Dromaiidae. The transcript has 10 exons.